AUGCUGAGUGAGCUAUCGCGCGAACGAGAAGCGACUCUGCAGGCCUUGACGCCCGCAGAGCGCCGCUCACGACCUGGGGCGAGGGGACGACAGCUGCCUUUCUGGCACCACAGCGCUUGGUCCGGUUCCCUGCGAGCGUCUGCUGGCCGUGACCGCGCGAUCCAUGAGGUGCACCGGCAACACUGUGUUGACAAGCAGACGCCUCAUCCCCUGAAGCUUUGUAACUUGCACGGAACCGAACAGACUAGACACACGGCCAUGGACUUCCAGCAUGAGUUUUCGGAGCGACUGCCCCAAUUCGGGGCCACGCUGGAGCAGAAUGCCGAAAGGUCUGCCAAGGCGGCUGCCUGGUCCAAAGGAAUCCAUGUGGCUGAUCCUGCUGGAACCAUGAAGCAGAUGUUCAACACGUUCAUCGGCAAGAGACUGCUUCAGCACGAGGUGGACAAGGACCAGAGAAGUACGGGCCAAGGCCAAGGGCAGUCUCAGGAGGCCAAGCAGUCGAGCGAAGGUUCCAGCUCAUCGUCUUCCACCUCCAAGCGGAAGAAGCGGGAGAAAAAGAAGAAGGAGAAGAAGGAGAAGAAGGCGAAGUCCAAGAAGGGAAAGAAGGGCAAGAGAGGGCAGAAGGGCAGCUGUGAGAAAAAAGAAAGCGCCGAGUUCAAGGCACGGCUGAAGCGCGAGAGAGAGGCCGGCGAUGCCGAGGCCAGCCUGGACCCCAAGUACGCGAAGAUCAUCGAUCGCCCCUUGGCGAAACUCACGUUGCAGCCUCGGGAUUCUAUCAGGACUCUCUCAACGGCGGCACCCGCCGGUUUAUCAUCGCCGAAGCGAAGGUGCCCGAGAGCUCGAUGCAGCAGGUGCGGACGCUCCGACUGCAGGCACCCAGCAGUUCGGGAAGCAGCAGCACCAACACCGACAAGGGAGUGCAGAGUUGGGAAAAGCAUCUCCAUCCACUACGAAGCCAAGACGGGAGGCACGGCAGGCUGGGAUGAAGCAGCGUGGGCCAUUUUGCAAAUGCUCGAAGAGCGCAAUGUUCGCAAGGGACAGUUAUUGUCCAUCGAUGCCCACAGUGAAAACGGCCUUCCCAUCAUGUCAGCGCACUACGCUGCAGACUUGCGGGACGAUGGCCCCCUGAAAUUGUGUUUUUUUGGCAGGGCAGCGAUCACGGAUUCAUGGGACCAGAUCUAUCGCACAGCAUGCGACGAAGCAAGGGGCAAAGACAUCAUCUCGAUGACGGGGUCUUGCGAAGCGGGUGGCACUUCAGCAUUUUAUGUUUUCUACGAUGCAGAGAUUAUGCGGGACCAGGACAAGAUUGAGUAUGCUGAAUGCAGUGCUGACUCAUGGAACGCUGCUGCGCAGGGUCUCAUCAAAAUGCUAUCCAGCAAGGGAGUGAAAGAAGGACAAGUAAUCAAUAUCGAUGCUCACAACAACGGGCCAAAUGAGGCAGCCAUGUUCGCAGCUUUCUUUUGCCGAACUCGGCCUGCCAAAGGAAACUUGAAUUUGGUUUUCUGGCACCAGAAUGACGACAUUCCUUGGGAGAAGAUCUAUGAAGGUGUAACCAAGUCUGUCGAGGCAGUUCAGAAGGAGCAGCUCCUGGGCAUCACAGGGUCCUGCAACAUGCACAGGCGGGUGAUGUACGCGUUCUGGCAGGUCUCGGCACAGACAAGUACAAUUCAAUAUGUGGAAUCCCGCGCCGGCUCAUGGGAUGGUGCUGCUGAUGGCCUUAUCAAGAAGUUGAACGAAGCAGGCGUUCGUCAAGGUCAAGUGUUGAGUAUUGAUGCCCACAACAGCGGCGAAAACGAGCUUGCCAUUUUCUCGGCACACUACCUGAAGAGUCUGGAGGAUCGUGGUGAGCUUGACAUUGGGUACACCGCUCAAAAUAGCUCCAGCGGUUGGGAGACAUUUUACACGGAAGCCUCAAAGCAUGCAGAGGGCAAGGACGUGAUUUCAAUGACUGGGAGUAUUAACACAUCUGACCGAUCGAUUUUCUACGUCUUCUUCAACAAGGGUACUGAAGAUGCAGGAGUUGAGAACGUGGAACAUGUUGAGAGUCGAGCGGGGUCCUGGAAUGGGGCAGCUGAUGGCAUCAUAAAGAAGCUCAGGGAGCACGAAGUGCAGUCAGGCCAGAUUCUAAGCAUCGAUGCCCACAACAACGGUCGGAACGAGGCUGCCAUCUUUUCCGCGCACUACUCCAAGACUUUGCCAGGGUUUGGAAAGCCAAGGCUGAGGUUCCGGUGCCAGAACACAGCAGCAAGUUGGGACCACCAGUACCACACAGCUUGCUGGCAGCUGGCCAACAUCCGAAGCGCUCCGGAUCAGUUCGUGAGCCUGACGGCGUGUUGCAAUGCAGGUGAUCGUUCUGUGACCUACGUCUUCACAGACCAUGCAAUCUCAAACGGUUGUCGAAAUCCCGAUAGCCUUGAGGAUUCGGAGUGGUUUGAGCACCGAGCGAGCUCGUGGAAUGCUGCGGCCGACGGAAUCAUAGCAAGGUUGCUGGAGGAAGACGUUGGCAAAGGACAGGUCCUGAGCAUCGAUGCUCACAACAACGGGGAAAACCAGGCAGCUAUCUUCUCUGCACAUGUUUGCCGGAACUUGCCUAGCAAAGGCACCCUUAACAUCGGGUACGUGGCGCAGAACAGCGGUAAGACAUUCACGGAGUUCUACGAGCAAGCUUGCACGGAUGCCAAUGGAAAAGACAUUGUGUCCAUGACUGGCAGUUGCAACACCGACGACAGAGCCGUCUUCUAUGUUUUCUUCAACAAGGACAGCCCCUCUGACUUGGACGGGGUGGAGUUUGUGGAGGCAAGUCAUAAGACGUGGUCGGGCGCAGCACGCCAGAUUGUGGAAGCGAUGGAGGAGCAAGGGGUUCAGUCCGGUCAGAUCUUGAGCAUUAAUGCCAUGGUGGAACAAGCAAGUGGUGGGACCCCGACAUUUUCCGCGCAUUACAGCAAGAAGCUGCAGGCCAAAGGUAAGCUGCGUCUGCGCUGGGCUGAUUUGAAUUCAGAAGCGCCUUGGGCCCAUUUCUAUGACAACGCCACGGAAACCCUCGCUGGGCUUCGGCAGAAACAGUUCCUCUCCUGCACCGCUUCGGUGAGCUCGCCGAACUCCUCAGUCAUGUACGUUUGGUACCAAGAUUCGAAAUCUGGGAGCUACGAGAGCGAUGCUCCGUUAAAAAGCUGGAGUCUUGAGGGUGUGUGGCAGCUUCAAGCCAAAUCCGGCAAAACCUCCUUCAUUGACCUCAGCGACCCUACGAACAUCACGCUGCUCGGGGAGGGCGUCAGUGGUUCUUGGUACGAUGGCCAGCUGGAUUUCUCUACCAAGCAUCCGAGAUUCGAGGCUAAGUGGGAAGUCACUCCGGACGGAUCUGCCGCGCGUUCUGGAAAGGUGCAGGGUUGCUUCAGCGGUCCCAAGCGCUUUUCGUAUACCUCGACGCCUGCAAUCAUGGAUGAGAGCUCUCUCGGAGCUGGCUUUGGCCUGAAGAUCCUGAACCCAGCUUCUGUGGAUGAGAACUCUGCGAAAAGCAUUGACUUGAAGGAGUUGCAAGAACUGGGUCCGGGCUGCAUGCCUGAGGACCCGACCUACUGGGCCAUUUCCCUGCGACAGCUCCAGCACCUCCGGGCGUUAAUGCGGCAAGAGGGCUUUUUCGCUGGGUACGAGCGCGUGGUGCGUUUCGAGUCUGGUACUAUGAACCUGGAGGUUGACGAGAACCAUAUUGUCAACCAUGUCGGAGACGCGGCCAAAGCGCUGGGUGUCCAAGCUGGGUGGACAGCAUAUGGCAUCGAUUACGAUCUCUUCUCCGAGGCUCACCUCAUUGAACGGAGUGCAGACGGGAAAAGCCACAUGAUGUUUUUCCGCGACACCAAGGGCACUUUUGAUGCUAACAUGUAUCAAGUCAACUUGUCCUAUGUCAAGCGUUUGACCAAAGAUCUGGACAUGAGCCUGGCAUUACUUUACAACCGCAAGGUAGGCGGGCGCAAGGCCACAGUCUUCAUAUCUCAUGCAUGGGCCGAGAGUUUUCUUUACUUCUUGGCUGUGUUGGAGACGGGCAUUGGUACUCAGCAACCGCUUUCUCUCGAUGAUUACGCGUGGAUUUGCACCUUCGGCGUGAACCAGAACAUGACAGCUGAAGACAUCUCGGGAGCAAUCGCUAGCCCUGCAGACAGUCCUUUUGCUCGAGUGCUUCAGUCAGUUAGCGAGGUAGCUGUUAUUUUCAACGACCGUGUGAAUCUGUAUUCACGUGUAUGGUGCGUGUUCGAGGCCUUCGUAGCGCUGGAGCAAGGUAAGCUGGUCCGCUGUCUUGGCUUGCCGCCUAAUUGGAGAGAUGCAGUUACUGGGAUCUUGGUGAGCCCAGAGCACGAGUGGGUGCAAAGGAUUACGGGUUUCUGUGAGAGGCACAAGAUGAACGUGUUGGAUGCCACGGCCAGCGUGCUUGAGGACAAAAUAGCAAUCUUGGAAGCACUGCAGGGACAAGAAGAUCAGGUCAACGACCGAACCAACUGCCUGCAAGAGUGGGCUCUGAAAGAUAUCAUCGUGGGUGAAUUCAGUGGGCUGAUGGAUCGAGUAGGCACAUCUGGUGACGAGGAUCUACCUGCAGCUUGA
This is a messenger RNA of Symbiodinium sp. CCMP2592, 4593 nucleotides long. Lineage: Eukaryota; Dinophyceae; Suessiales; Symbiodiniaceae. The record is from the annotation of a GenBank genome assembly.